This is a messenger RNA of Racocetra persica, 275 nucleotides long. NCBI's taxonomy places the organism in Eukaryota, Fungi, Glomeromycota, Glomeromycetes, Diversisporales, Gigasporaceae. The record is from the annotation of a GenBank genome assembly.
AUGAGUCAACAACCAGUUUUAGGAACUAUUCAUCAUUUUUAUAUUUGCGUUUCCGAUUACAACAAGAGUUUCGAGUUUUAUAACUCUUUUCUUCCUAAACUUGGCUACAAAAUUAUAAGAAACAAUGACUUUUACACUGGCUGGGUGAACCAAUCCUUGGGUCAAUUUGGUAUUGCACCAGCAAGAGAAGAACAUAAAGAUAUUAAACAUACCAGAUAUGCGGUUGGAUAUCAUCAUUUAGCUUGGAAUGCUACCUCUAAAGAAGAGGUUGACAA